Molecule: messenger RNA, 8996 nt
Organism: Maylandia zebra (zebra mbuna)
Lineage: Eukaryota; Metazoa; Chordata; Actinopteri; Cichliformes; Cichlidae
Gene: wwc1
Product: WW and C2 domain containing 1
Biological process (GO): regulation of hippo signaling; regulation of DNA-templated transcription; cell migration
Cellular component (GO): cytoplasm
Molecular function (GO): kinase binding; molecular adaptor activity
Source: RefSeq, a predicted model, not a curated record
ACCGCUGCUGCAGUCUCCCUCUGCCCAGCUUUCACCGGAGGAUUUUUACGGGAUAACAGAGAAGUUCUUCGGCUAUUUAGCGGAUUUUAACGGCUGUGAAUUCUCUCGGUACUUUUCUCCUUUCUCCAAGCGGCGGGCGGACUGUUCGCUGUCCCGCAGGCUGGAGGCUAGCGUCGGUUACUGCGGCUAAACAUGGUGGCCUGUCGGCACGGAGAGGAGCCGAGCCCCAGCUCUGCGGGUUUGGGGGUGUUAUAAGGGAACGCGAGGACGCUGGCUGCUGCUCCACCCUUUUCUAAGUCUGCGUUUUGUUAAUCUGGAGGUUUCUACGGGGCUCCCCGUGUGUUUCCGUUAAACCCGAGCAGCAGUACCACCGGCGUCAGCAGGACCCCGUCCGUGUUCGGCGGAGCGUGGAUAAUCAUCCCGAAAAAGUUCUUCCAGGCCGCCUCAAAGUUUGCCCGCGGACCUGGGAAACUCCAGACCGUCCUGGACACUCCUCCAGCUGCUGUGUUUACGUUACGGAUACUUUGAGGCUCUCAAACCGGGAUGAAUUGUUGCACAAGUGCAGCCUGAUGAAACAGUUUGUUUUACCCCCUUCCUCCUCCUCCUCCUCCUCCUCCUGUUCAGGGUCUGAUUGUUAAUCUGAGGAUUAUUAUGGAUUUUUACCAUGGCCUAAUCCAGCCAGACUCUGAAUUUGGGGACUAACUGCAGAUGUAGAGUCUGACUGUGAUGGUGAUGAUGAUGAUGGUAUCUCUUCGCGAUGAUUCUGAGUAGAGAGGAGUUCAUUACAUGGAGACUCGCCUGACAUGCCGAGGAAGGAGUUGCCACUACCUGACGGUUGGGAGGAAGCCAGAGACUUUGAUGGCAAAGUUUACUACAUUGACCACAUUAACCAGUGCACGAGCUGGAUCGACCCCAGAGACAGGCAGACGAAGCCUCUGACGUUCGCCGACUGCAUCGGGGACGAGCUGCCGGUUGGCUGGGAGGAGGCGUACGACCCCGUCGUCGGAGCGUACUAUGUCGACCACAACACCAAGAGCACCCAGCUGGAGGACCCGCGGGCCCAGUGGCAGCGGGAGCAGGAGGCCAUGCUGCGGGACUACCUGGCCGUGGCCAGCGACGCGCUCAGCGCCCAGAAGGAGAUCUACCAGGUGAAGGAGCAGAGGCUCCGCCUGGCACAGCAGGAGUACCGCCAGCUCAACGACGCGUGGAGGGACAAGUCCACGUCGCAGACGAGCUUGAAUUCCAGAUCGUCCUCUUCCAGCAAGUACGACCCGGACAUCCUCAAAGCCGAGAUAUCCACGGCCAAAAGUCGGGUGAACAAGUUGAAGCGGGACCUCGCCUGUAUGAAGCAGGAGCUGCUGUACAAAGAGCAAGGCUUCGAGACGCUCAAAGAGAUCGACCAGAAGGUGUCCAACAGCCCGUCCGGUUACAGGCUGCAGGAGGCCCAGGCCAUCCUCAGCGAGGUGCGCUCCAUCCGCGACGCCAUCAGCUCCGGGGAGAAGGAGAAGCAGGAGCUCAUGCAGAAACUGGCGGUGCUGAAGGACGGCUUCCGGCUGGACUCGGGCUCGCAGCAGGAGCUGUGGGGCAGCAGCACCUCGCUUGCAAACUCCGACCUGUCCGUCCCGCGGCUCUACUCCGACGCCAGCUCGCAGACUGACAUCCCCGCCGAGUUCAUGACCAGCAGCAACAAACUGGCCGAGAAGGUUCGUGUGAGCCUGAAGUACGAGGAGGCCAAGAGAAGGAUCGCCACCAUCGAGGUGCAGAUCGCCAAACUGGACAGCGAGGCGUGGCCGGGGCUGCUGGACCCGGAGCGGGACCGCCUCAUCCUCAUCAACGAGAAGGAGGAGCUUCUGAAGGAGCUGCAGUACAUCAGCCCGCGGCAGCGGCUGCAGCCCAACGACGCAGAAAAGCUGGAGUCCGAGAAGAAGCGGCUGGAGCGAGACCUGCAGGCCGCCAGAGACAACCAGAGCAAGGCGCUGACCGAAAGGCUUCGUCUUCACUGCAAGAGGAACAAGCUGGUCAGAGAGCUGGAGGAGAACGUUCGCCUCGCCACCAUGCUGCACACGCAGCUCAAGAGCCUGUCGGCCAGCACCCUCUCCUGUUCGUCCGGCAGCAGUCGAGGCUCUCUGACCUCCAGCCGCGGCUCGCUGACCACCACCUCCAGCCUUGGCUCCACCUCCUCCCUCAGCUUCACCGACAUCUACCUGGAGCAGCCGGAGCUGGCCGACCCGGACUUCCAGAACAAGCUGGACAGCCUCCUGCAGGAGGGCGUCCAGGGAGGGUACCGGCCCUCCAGCUCCAUCACCACCAUACACGAGCACGAGGUGGUGACCGGCAGCGGCACAAAAGACGCCGGGAGACCCCAGAGCAAGUCGGGAGGCACAGGAGGAGACACUGGAGGAGGCACAGGGGCUGGCGUGGGGGCGGAGCCUUCCAGGAUCCAGGCCCUCAAACUGUCAGAAACCCCGCGCUCAAUGAACUCCUUAUCCCCGCGCUCGUCUCUCUCCUCGCUGUCUCCGCCGUGCUCGCCCCUGGUCACGGACGCUACCUUCCUGUCAGGCGAGACGUUCGCGGGCCAGUCGGGGGGCUCCGGGUUGGGCCUCGACCUGGAGCUCCACAGCAGGCUGGCCGAGCUGGAGCUCAGGCUGGACUCUGAGGAGCAGCGUCAGGAGGAGCAGGGAGGUCCGGAGGAGAAGCAGAACCACCACGGCAGGCUGGGCGAGGAGGUCAAAGGCUCAGCUUCCGAGCUGCGAGGGACGGGGGCGGGGCCAAAGAAGAUUGGGGUGACCUCGGCCGUGUCCGACGAGUCGGUCGCCGGCGACAGUGGCGUGUACGAGCCGUCAGAGCGCAAACCCGGCCUCCCCGCUGACCUCCUGCUGAGCUCCUACGAGGACCGCCUGGCGCCCGGCUGCCCUCAGGUGCAGCUCGGCUUCCGUUACGAGGCCAGAGACCGGCGCUUCACAGUCUACGUCAUGCAGCUGUCCAACUGCAGCGCCCUCUGUCUGCCGACCGACCAGAAAAUGUAUGUACGCGUGGCGGUGCUUCCCUGCGUGGAGGCCACUCGCUGCCUCUUCCGAACACGCAGCUCGCCACCUCGAGACGCCGUGGAGUUCAACGAGGUGUUUGGCAUGCAGAUAUCCCACAGUGCACUGCGGCAGAAGACCCUGAGGGUGGACGUGUGCGACACCGGCAAGUCGGGCCACGAAGAGUGUCUGGCGGGAGCUCAGAUCAGCCUCGCUGACGUCAGCUGUUCGGAGGAGAAGUGCACCAAGUGGUACAACCUGCUGAGUCGUGUCUACCUGCCCGAGACUCACGUUUCCAGCGGCGACCGAGCCGGAGGGCCUGAGGAUGACGAGUGGCAUGGCGAGCCUCUGGAGGCGAACAUGUUCGAGGACGACGAAGGGCACGGCACGGAGGGGGCGGGGCCUCUGAAGGACGAGGAUGAGUUUUAUCCCGAGAGCAGCCAAUGGGAAGCAGAGGAGGAGGAAGAUGAGGAGAAGGGGCCCAAACCCCCUCCUCCUCCGACGGCGGUGGCGGCAGCCGCCAUCACAGAGAAGGUGAACAAGGAGACGAGCAUGGACAGCCUGCCGUCGCUGCAUCACUGCUCCGUGGUUCGGCCCAAAGAGCGGCGCCCGGACGUCCGCCAGCAGAACCCCUUCAUGAGGGGCAACACCAUCAUCCGCUCCAAGACCUUCUCGCCCGGACCUCAGAGCCAGUACAUCUGCAGGAUUAACCGCAGUGACAGCGACAGCUCCACGCUCUCCAAGAAGUCCCCGUUUGUCAGAAACGCCUCCGAGAGACGCAGCAUGCGCAUGAAGAGGCCUCCUGUACCCGUUAAAGGUCUGGACGGGCUGCUGCGGACCUCUCUGGACCUGGAGCUGGACCUGCAGGUGUCCCGGACGCGGCAGGCUCGGCUGGCGCAGGAACUGCGGGUGCUGCGGGAGCUGAAGACGCAGCUGGAGAAGGCGAGGCAGCAGGGCCAGAAAGAGCUGCCCGCCUGGGUCCAAGAAGAUGAACGCUUCCGGCUGCUCCUCAGGCAGGCCGAGAAACAGACUCGAGAGGAGCAGCAGCAGGAGAAGAGGGUGGAGAAAAUGAUGAAGGCCGCAGCCAAGGACGUCCACAAGAUCAGAGGCCAGAGCCGCAAAGAGGUCCCCGAGGUGCAGACCUUCAGAGAGAAGAUGGCGUUCUUCACACGAGCGAAGACCUGCAUCCCCGACCUGCCGGCCGACGACGUGUAGAGAAGCAUUUCAAAGUAUUUUCCUUCCGGAGUCGUUCCCUGCUGUUCCCUCACCGACGAAGCAAACGUCUGGCGGUAUUAUGAAGAAUUAAAAUAAAUAAUAAAAAUAACACUGAUAAUAAUAAUAAUAAUAAGUAGGAAAAAACCUUUGAAACCGUGGAGAGAGUAAUUUUAAAGAGCUCAGCAUUUCUAAUGUGGAUAGUCUUUGUUUGUAAAUUAGCGAUAGCACUGCUGGAGCUUUUGUUUUUUUCCUUUUUUAUUCUCGUUUCCACUUUUGUUUUUGUUCCUGUUACUAACCGGCUGUUCUUAGACUCGUAGGUGUUUAAAAUCAUUCCAGCACAGAAUCAUACAGUCACACAUGAGCAUACGAAGACUUUUGUACUGAAAAUGGCACAAAAUCAAAAAUGGUACUCAAAGGAAAAUUCAGCUGCAGCUUAAAGAUAUUUAAUAUUGACCUUCAGAUGAUGUGGGAUUAGUUUUUUAUUAUUAGAGUAUUUUCUGAGCAGACAAACAGCACAGUGUUUAAUUUUUGUAUUUGUUUUUAAAUGCGGCUCUCCCUACACAACAACAGUGAAACACUAAAACAUGUUUGUGCAGACGAAUCGCCGCAGUUAUAAUCCUUAAGAUUUUUAAUCCAGGUCAGGUUAUUUUCUACACAGACGUGAAGUUUCUGCUGGUUAAAUGAUCAGAACAAAAAACAAGCAGCUGUUUCUUAGAGCAGGGCAGCUACAACUCCCAGGGUGCAUUUCAACAGGAAGCAUCCAGUCAGAUUCAUUUUAAGGAGACGCUAAAGAUUAAGUAAAGUUAAAUAACCUCAGAUUAUAUCCCGUCCAAUCAGGCAGGAGAAAGUUUUUGGAUCAUGUCCAAUUGUCAUUCAUGUGCCUGUUUAAACCUUAAACAUACCUUUGAGUUUUUUAUGGCCCAGUGUCGAUUAAAUAGGUUUUUACUACGCUGUUAAACUGUAAGGAGGGCGUAGUAAAGUCCAGAGGCCAAAAAGACAAAUCACAUGUUAUGGCUCAUUUAUAAAGAGAUUUAAUGCACUAAAUCUACAGUUUAUUGCAAAAUGAGGCACUUAAAAGUUGCUUUUUUUAUGUUGUGAACAUAAGAGCCGGAUUUUUAAAGUGACAAAGACCAAAACUGGAGCAAAGAGAGCCAAAAUGCACCAUUUGUGUUCAGCUAACGCCGCACUUCUUUAGGUUUCCUGUGUGAUGCAUAUUUAUUAUUAAUCAUCCAUCACUGAGGAAAUUCACCUGUUACAGCAGCACAAGAGUCAGGAAGAAAAAGUGAAUUAGAGACUAAUAAACAUAAAUACUAUACAGGAGUAAUUGGUACCAUGUACAAAUGGUCCUGUAAACAGUGAAACGGACUAAAAUACACGAGAGGACUGGAAGACGGCAACAUUUUGCAACAUUCUGUCCAAACACAUUUUUUUUACUCUUAGUUCUAUAUGAUGUCACACAGAGGGGAUUUCCCUAAUAUGGCCAUCUCAGGCUCCACCCAAAAGAAAGCCUUCCUCAAAGGGGAAGGGCUAAAACAGCUUCCUUCACAGAGAGGAUUAACUGAGCGGCUGCACUGAGGUCCAGUGUGCCAUAAAGAAGGAUUUUUUUGAACUGUUAUUAAAGCAUAGCUGCUCUCUGUGAGUCGAAGAGUUAAAAAUAAGCUGCCACGCUUACUGCCAAACUGACCUGGACUGAAAUCUUAAGGAUUAUCUUCAUCUUCAAACACUGGCACAAACUGUAAGUUUUCUGUAAACUGAGCGACGUCGUGCUGACGGCACAGGUGGUCGUAGCACGUCAGCGUGGCCGCACGAUAGCAGCUCAGAGGAGACACGUCGCUCUGAGCGUAAUCCGUAAUCAUCGUCUCUCGUCACACAAACACAUCGGUGUAGAAACAGCACUAACUCGCACUAACACUCAGGUAGUUGAUCGGGUAGUUUGCACUUUAAGAAAGUUGAGGUAGAAGUUUGAAAAAAGAAAAACUUGAUGUGGGUUUUUGGAAAGUUAAACGCCUGGAAGCCUUUGCCUCACGCUGGAACGAUUUCUGAUUGUCGGAACAGGAAGUGAUCUCAAACGCAUUUCUGAUGACUGUGAACUUGUUAUUGAUCGUAUGAUUGUUUGACUGGAAGCGACUGAAAAAAAACUGAGUCGUCAGCCAAUAGGAAGACGGAAGUCCAGCUUUGCUUCAUAAGCUCCUGCGCUUCUCUCUGAUUGGCUGAUCAGUUUUUGCAGUUUUAAUUUCAGACUUCCUGCCCUCACGUUUCCACCUGUAACUGGAUGUUUGUGAAGCAUUCAGUUCUAUUAGAACUGGACCUUCUGCACUUAAAACUGUUGGAUGGUGUUAGUGUGGUGCCCCAGCAAAACUCAGCAUGUCGCCUUUUUUUCCUCAGCUGGUUAUUUAAACUGUUUUUCUCCUCGUUUCAGUCUGUUUGAAGCUCUGAAACGAGGAGGAAGACACAUUCAGUGAACUUAUCGAUGCAUUGAGCAGCUAAAGAGCCUCAGGAGUUGGUAAAUAUUAGAAAAACGUCACUCCCAAAGACUCCUGACACGUUCUAUAUAAACUGAUGUUUAAUGUAGUGUUUACAUAAACAAGCAAACAGAAAUCUGGCACAGGAAAUUUUUUACUUUUCAGCAUAUGGAGGAUUGAAGGUGCCAAAAUAAACAAAAUAUGUGACUGAGUGAAUAAUAAAAUGACAUUAAAUGUUCGAAAAAAUAGAUACAUGUAGGUAUUUAUUAAUUUGUAAAAUGUGACAUGAGUUAAUAUUUUUAAAUUAAUUUUAUGCAGAAAUACAGGGAAGGUCAGUAAACAGAUAUUUGUCUUACAUUUUAUAAUUGAAUGCCUUGAAUGUUGAAGAAUUUUAUUGUUUUUUACAUUUGUAAUUUAUUUAUUAAUUUGCUUGCUGUUCCAUUAUUAUUUUGGCGGUUUUGAUCCUCCAUACUGGCAUGUGUCAGGAAGUCUUCUACAAAAUAACGAUUUAAAAAGUGGAAAAUUCUUCACAUGGAAAACAUUUAACAUGAAUUCUAGAUUAUUACAAAAUGUGGGAUUAUAAACUACCUGCUGAACAUGGAGCAGAUGAUUUAUUCAGGUGGUGGAGACCAAAAAUGGAGCUAAAAAUGAACGCUGGGCCUUGAAUGGUCACUAAAGUGCCUGUGACUGCCUGAUGUUGUCACUCUGUAGCUGCUGAAUGCAGAAAUAAGCGGCUGUCUAUUGAAUGUCCGACUUUCCUUCUUGCUGGGCCACCAGGCUGAUGGUGUCGGUGCAUUUUGUUCUUCGUGUUUCCAUUCCCCGUGUAAAGAAGAACGUAGCUGACGAAAACCAAGCUGCUGCUGCUGUCAUUCCAGAUGUUUCUCUCUUCUUUUUUUAACUCUGUGUAGAGAAACAGCAGCUCUAGGAAAUGAUUGAGGUUUUUUUUAUUGUCCAAUUUGACCGUUUACCUUCGUCAUCUCCACUUCCUGUUGCUGCCCAGUCUCUGUGAGUGUUUUCAGUCCUCAUUAAAGCGUCAGAUAGUCCCACCACAUCCAGGUAGGAGUAGAUAUAUUUUUCUAGAAUGUAUGUUUAAAAAAGGUAAUAAGAUUGAAAUAACGAGACACGAAUGACUUCUGAAAGAGCCUCGGUAGGAUGUGAAUCUGACACCAUCGCCCGACAUCAGUGUGAACAGUCAGUGAAAAAGACCAAAACCAAAGAUUUAAAAGCUGAUCCCCGUCCUCUGACGUAAAACGAUUCAAACCCCUUCGUCACGAGGUGUUUUUGUAAUUUUACCCUCUGCUACGGCACGACAGAAAAUCAGACGCUGGAAAUAGUGAGCUGCUAGCAUGUGGUGCUAAAGCUAAGCUAACACCUGCCAGUCAAUACCAUCCUGAAACUUCCCUUGGUUUACUCUCAGACUGCUGAUGUCACCGUAAAGAUGCAGCCAGAUGUUUUUUUUUUUCUUUUUAAGGUACUUGAUGUAAAUUUCAGGGUUUAAAAAAAAUACUGUAAAUGUUCCAAAAUUAACUAAAGACAACAUGAAGAAACGGCUGCUUUGACCUGAUCUGCACACUGAGCAUUUUUUAUCAUUGAAAUAAGGCUCAACUCAUUCAGCAAACACUGCCCCCUGGUGGUGAACAUUUUAGUUAGUCUGCAGAGGGGAAUUACAAAAAGUUACUUUUAAUCGUACACUUGCUCAUCAGACCACUUCGUGAGCUUUUGCAUGUUUUUUUCGCCGUCUGGUGUAUUUUUUUAUAUAAAUCAAAAAAAGCUGGUAACGAGAAAUGCGUCGUUGUUCUCAGAGUGCAGAUCAGCUGUAGAUUCCAGUUUGUGGCGACUGUUCGCACUGAGAACUGAACGAACGUUACGGAGUUGGGCGUGCUGCAGGGCGAGCAGCGGGUUCACUGCAGCUCUGGAGAUGUUUUUGUUUAAUGUCCAACCGAGCCGCCGUCGGUGGGUGUGUAAGAAGACUUGGAGGAACUUUCAUUUUUUUAAUAUUAGCCGUUUUUUGUUUGUCCUCUGUCUCCUCGAGUAGGUUGGACCUAUAGGAAUUCAGCGGUUAACCUCUGAUUAAAAAAGACUCGUUUAUUUGAAACAUCUGGAUGAAGGAAUGUAGGUUUUUUAAAAACAAAUGCUGUUAGCCACAAAUGAUUCUUCUUCAUCACGUAGGCAAAUCUUUGUUUUUUUUGUGCUUUUAUGUUUCUUUUAUCUGAUGAAUCUGUUCAAACCCGGUGAUGCGUUUGCAGGCGGCUACGAGAAACACACUGCAUGUAUUUAUUGCACUUCUGUGAUUUUU